Molecule: messenger RNA, 1810 nt
Organism: Leguminivora glycinivorella
Lineage: Eukaryota; Metazoa; Arthropoda; Insecta; Lepidoptera; Tortricidae
Exons: 6
Coding region: 114-1739 (541 amino acids)
Cellular component (GO): extracellular matrix
Source: RefSeq, a predicted model, not a curated record
GACGCGGUACUGACCUCCGAAACGUAAAUGCACCGCUAUGGUCGUAUAUAAAUACUUGUACAAACCCUAAGUGUAUCAGUUGCAAGUCGAAGUCGAGCAAUACAAUUACAAUAAUGGCUGCGAAGUUCGUCGUUGUAGCUCUUUUGGUGGCGGCCGCCCAGGGCAGCGCGAUCCAUGGCGGUAACUACAACAGCUUCUCCUACGGAGUGUCUGAUCCUCAUACUGGCGAUAUCAAGAGCCAGCACGAGACCCGCGUGGGCGACAGCGUGGUCGGGCAGUACUCGCUGCUGGACUCCGACGGCACGAAGCGCACCGUCGACUACGCCGCCGACGCGCACUCCGGCUUCAACGCCAUCGUGCGCAAGGACCCCCUGAUCCACGCCGCUCCCGUCGCCAUCGCGCACGCCGCGCCCCUGGCCGUCGCUCACGCCGCUCCCCUGGCGUACGCCGCGCACGCCGCUCCCCUCGCCCACUCCGCCUACUCUACCCAGAUCGCCCACGCCGCUCCCCUGGCGCACAUCGCCCCCGUCGCCCACUCCGCCUACGCCGCUCCCAUCGCGCACGGCGCCAUCGGCUACGGUGCCCACGGUCUUGGUCUCGGUUACGCCGGUCAUGGACUCGGGCUCGGCCAUGGUCUCGGAUACGGUCAUGGACUCGCUUGCUGGUUAGUCAGGCUGCCAGAGCUCUUCUUUGGCGAGUCCAUGACCGUAUCCGAGACCAUGGCCGAGCCCGAGUCCAUGACCGGCGUAACCGAGACCAAGACCGUGGGCACCGUAGCCGAUGGCGCCGUGCGCGAUGGGAGCGGCGUAGGCGGAGUGGGCGACGGGGGCGAUGUGCGCCAGGGGAGCGGCGUGGGCGAUCUGGGUAGAGUAGGCGGAGUGGGCGAGGGGAGCGGCGUGCGCGGCGUACGCCAGGGGAGCGGCGUGAGCGACAGCCAGGGGAGCGGCGUGCGCGAUGGCGACGGGAGCGGCGUGGAUCAGGGGGUCCUUGCGCACGAUGGCGUUGAAGCCGGAAUGCGCGUCGGCGGCGUAGUCCACGGUGCGCUUCGUGCCGUCGGAGUCCAGCAGCGAGUACUGCCCGACCACGCUGUCGCCCACGCGGGUCUCGUGCUGGCUCUUGAUAUCGCCAGUAUGGGGACCGAAGUCAAUCAGUUGCAAGUCGAAGUCGAGCAAUACACACUUAUCAUAAUGGCUGCGAAGUUCGUCGUUGUAGCUCUCUUGGUGGCGGCUGCUCAGGGCAGCGCUAUCCACGGUGGAAAUUACAACAGCUUCUCCUACGGAGUGUCUGAUCCUCAUACUGGCGAUAUCAAGAGCCAGCACGAGACCCGCGUGGGCGACAGCGUGGUCGGACAGUACUCGCUCCUGGACUCCGACGGUACCAAGCGCACCGUCGACUACGCCGCCGACGCGCACUCCGGCUUCAACGCCAUCGUGCGCAAGGACCCCCUGAUCCACGCCGCUCCCGUCGCCAUCGCGCACGCCGCUCCCCUGGCGUACGCUGCCCAUGCUGCUCCCAUCGCGCACGCCGCGCCUCUGGCCAUCGCCCACGCCGCUCCCCUGGCUCACGCCGCGUACGCCGCUCCCCUGGCUCACGCCGCGUACGCCGCUCCCCUGGCGCACACCGCCUACGCCGCUCCCAUCGCUCAUGGCGCCAUCGCCUACGGCGCUCAUGGAAUCGGUCUUGGUUACGGCCAUGGACUCGGUUACGGGCAUGGACUUGGCUACGGUGCGCAUUACUGAACAAUAACACAACCCCAAACUGAAAGUAGACUGUGAUGAUUAUUAAAUAAAUAUAAAACAUUAAAAAAUUA